This is a messenger RNA of Vicia faba (fava bean), 351 nucleotides long. The record is from the annotation of a GenBank genome assembly. NCBI's taxonomy places the organism in Eukaryota, Viridiplantae, Streptophyta, Magnoliopsida, Fabales, Fabaceae.
AUGAUGAUGGGAAGCUUGAAGACAGUGGAGUUGAUAGAAGCAGUUCUGCUUUGUCUUCGCCCAAACAGAUUUCCAACCCAGUUGUGUACAAACUUGUUCGGAACUAAAAAGGCUAAAGCUGUUGAAGUACUUUGGAUUGCGAAAGAAAUUCUCUUGGAUCUUUGUAGUUUCCCUUUUAAAUCAAGAAGGGCCUCCAUUGAUUCAGUUCUAAACAAUCCGAAGUUUCAGAAACUUUUGCCAUCUUUCCACAGUUUACUUGAUGCACUUUCACUUGAAAAAAAAGUUUUCGUUAGAGAUUGUAACAUCAACAUUCGAUGGAACUCAAAUAUCAAAAUAGGAAGAACCAAAUAG